Messenger RNA from Xenia sp. Carnegie-2017, 1767 nucleotides. Its product is annotated as armadillo-like helical domain containing protein 1. The record is from RefSeq and is a predicted model, not a curated record. NCBI's taxonomy places the organism in Eukaryota, Metazoa, Cnidaria, Anthozoa, Malacalcyonacea, Xeniidae. The transcript is spliced from 13 exons. Bases 159 to 1376 code for a protein of 405 amino acids.
CUGUCGUUAUGGUGAUAGACGCUGCGACGCUAAAUUAAAAAAAGUUCGUAUUUCCUUAUCAAUUUAUUGGCUACAAUAAAGAUAUAUAUGUUUUAAAAUAUAUGUUUAAUAUGAGAACUGAAGCACGAAACUUAAACGCAUUUUAUUGUAUGUAAAGAAUGCCAACUGGAAAAAAAGAUGUUGCAGCAGUUCGUAAAUUGCUUAUGAAGUGGGAUGGUGGCAACAAGCAAACAAGAAUGUCAAUACUGGAAGAUUUUAUUCGUAAAAAUGAAAAUAAAACUGGUCCUGAACUCGACCGUGAAUUUGCUCAAUCUGCUAGUUUAUUUCUUACAAGACUUACUGCUUGGUUGAGAAUGACAUACAUGGUUGAAAAACAUGUCAGUUUACAGCUUAAAGCUAUCAGAAUCUUUGUUGGGGCUUCAAGUGGACAUAAAUUUCUGACUGAAUUUUUGGAAAUUGGAGGCGUGUUGACAGUACUAGAAAUCCUUGGUUUAAAACAAGCAACAGAGGAAGACAAAUUUGAAUCUUUGCAACUUCUCUUAAAUAUUGCUGAUGAUGGAAGACGUUUUAAGGAAUUAAUUUGUGAAAGUUAUGGUAUCCAGGCUGUGGCAGAAUGUCUUGCAAAGUCCACUUCAGAAAAAACUCAAGACUCUGCUAAAUUAUUGAUACAAGAACUAGCCACGGGGAAUCCUAAGUUUCAAGGUCAACUGUACAAAGCAUUAAUAUCUUUACUACGCGUUGCAUCACCUAAAGCUCAACAAAUAGCGGCAGAAAUAUUAAGAAUAGUUCAACCUAUGGUUAAAACAACCGCUCCAACUAUUGUUGACUCUGUGUUAAUGUUAUUACGCUCCUUUCAUUUGGAAGUGCAAUAUGAAGCGUCAGAACUUAUUAAAGAUCUUAUAAAUUAUGAUGUUCAGUUACCUUUGAUUAAAGGAUUAAUAUCUUUACUCAAACCUUGUAUGAAAGACGUCCACGUUGAUGAAAUCCACAAUGAUCUUUUUCUGUCAGAGACUGGACUAUCAGUGCUUGUUUAUGUUCAACAAGCAGCAGCCUGUAAAAUGAUAAGGGUACUGGCUCAAAAAUCACUUGAUGUGGCCGAAACGUUUAUUCAGUUUCGUGUGAUACAUAGUCUCCUGGUUGCACUUGGUAAUAACAAGAAUUCGGAGUCUCAAAAACAAGCUGCGAUAACUCUCCAGUUUUUUAUGCAAUCGUUUUCAUUUGUAAAUAAAAAAAUAAAGGAAUCUCUGGGGGAGACAUUUCAGGAAGAAUUACUGAAAAAUCCAGAUGACUUGUACACCAAUCUUACUCCAAUUCAGACGAGCGUUUUGUCAUUGAAUAAAAUUAAUAUUCCUGAAGUGGCUGAAGCUCAAGAAUGAUGAAGAUGAUAUAUUCUUCUGUUAAUCAAAUAAAGCAGCCGCCUUUUCUUAAGUGUUCAUACUUCAACGUAUUUUUAAGACCGUUGUAAUUAAACCGAUGGUAAAAAAAAAAUGCAGUUGAUUUAUAAUAUAUUACUAUAGAACUUGCUAAAUAUGUAUAAAAAUGUUGACGAUUGGGAAAACGUCAAUUAAUUUGCCGAUAAACAAAGGAUUAACAAACAAAAAACACGAAUUGAGGAACGUUUUGGAAGCCGACUCAACGUAAAGAUAGCUUCUCGGGUAACAAAACUUUUUAUUGUAAAUGGUUAUUGUUUGCGAAAAUUUUACUGCCUAAUGAACCAUUGGAAAAACAACUACAAAUUUAUACCAAACGUUUUUAGCAAACCAUGCA